AUGGGAAUACAUGAUCUUGAAAAAGAGAUACACCGCAUCCUGCAAGACUCAUCGAAGAUACGAGGUUAUAAUGCUAAGUUGCGAAGUGAAUAUAUAAAACUCAAUGAUGAAAAUAGGCGGUUGAAGGUUGAAAACUCCAAACUAAUAUCCCAGAGUGUUUGUGCAGAAAUAUCUCUUGCCAAAUCUAAGGCCGAUAACUUUGCAAAAUCAGAGGAAGUGAAAUCGCUUCAGUCUGUGAUUAAUUUAUUGGCCCCAAGAUACUCUGACAACAAUCAAUCAGAUUCGCUUGUAGCUGGUAGCGAAAAAAUUGAUGAGCCAGAGGGGGUUAAUACUUCCAGUACAAUUAUUCCUAACGCAUUCCCAGAAGGACUAGAUAGUUCUAUACAAGAACAGAAAAAUAAUAGCAUGAAUUUGAAGACUGUUUUCCCAGAACCAAUCUUACCUGCUACUUCGACAAACAAGAUUUCAUUAGGUGGCGCAGAAGGGAUGGGGUCUCAAAGAGACCUGGCCAAGCCAUCAGCUAUAGAAUAUAUGGAAAAAAACUGA
Messenger RNA from Racocetra persica, 546 nucleotides. NCBI's taxonomy places the organism in Eukaryota, Fungi, Glomeromycota, Glomeromycetes, Diversisporales, Gigasporaceae. The record is from the annotation of a GenBank genome assembly.